Messenger RNA from Protopolystoma xenopodis, 729 nucleotides. NCBI's taxonomy places the organism in Eukaryota, Metazoa, Platyhelminthes, Monogenea, Polystomatidea, Polystomatidae. The record is from the annotation of a GenBank genome assembly.
GAGGAAAAGCACAAUGCUGAGCUGCGAGCCGUCGAGAUAGAGUCUCGUGUGGUAAACGGUGUGUGCCUAAGUGACAAGAGCCACUCUGUUCCGUCACACCACACCCCGACCCAAGCUACGGGCCUGUUUGCUGACAUUGAUUUGGCUAGUCUGCAAGCGGGAACUUGGUCACCGUCGCUUGGUCUCAAUCUGCCAGCCGGUUCGCUGCCAUGCCCGGCAAUGAUUACAGGAACUGGUACCAGUAGCGCUGGUGUCGGCGGCUGCUUUGAGGCUGAGACAGAUGGUGGAGACGGAAGCGUUGUGCGCCGGUUGGAUCCAUCACUAGCCUCAGCCGGAAAGGAUCUUCAGGCCAAUCUAGAACCAACCUGGAGACGAGAGGAGCUGUCCUGCUCUGAUAAUGAACGCAAUGUACGCUUUCACCAUUUCAUUAAUAUUAUUCUGCAAGAUAGUGUUGAAAACACAUUAGUAUCUCCGGAGGCCACUCGAAAGCAGAACGAUAUUAAUUUUGUCCGGGCCCAUAAGUUAGAAGAGGAAGCCAACUUCAAGCAAAUACAUUCAAAUAGUGCCAAAAGUUGUAUAGCCAACUAUUUUGUGCGUGACCCAUCUCCAGCUGGACAGUAUAUGUUGGAGCCAUGUGAUAAGGUGGAGGAGAGCAGCACCUACCUGAAUGCAUAUAAAAAUAUUCCGCAACAUCCAACCGAUCAGCAUGGUGCCGAAAAGGUAAGCUAA